GAGUUUGCUGUUUCACUCGUGGAGAAGAUGCAGGCUCAGGAAAUCCUGCGGAGCCUGCGGCUCCCCGAGUUCGAUGACCUCAGCCAGUUUUUCCGCAACCUGCCAGCCACGGCGCUGGUGGGCAUCGGUGCCUUCGCGGCCGUCAUCGCCUACUGGUUUGCCAGCCGGCCCAGGGCCGUGAAACCGCCCUGCGACCUGCAGAUGCAGUCGGAGGAAGUCGAGGGCUUGGCUGGGGCACGUCGGUCGGUGAUUGGGGACAGCCCGCAGCUGCUGACGCACUACUACGACGACGCCAGGACCAUGUACGAGGUCUUCAGGAGGGGAUUCAGCAUCUCCGAAAACGGCCCCUGCCUGGGGUUCAGGAAGCCCAAGCAGCCCUACCAGUGGCUGUCCUACAAGGAGGUGGCUGAAAGAGCAGAAGCUCUGGGUUCAGGGCUUCUUCAGCAGGGCUGCAAGCCAUGCGCAAAGCAGUUCAUUGGAGUUUUUGCUCAAAACCGUCCAGAGUGGAUCAUUUCCGAGCUGGCUUGCUACACCUACUCCAUGGUGGUGGUUCCCCUCUACGACACCUUAGGUCCUGGAGCCAUUCGUUACAUCGUCAACACAGCUGACAUUUCCACAGUCAUUUGUGACAAACCUGAAAAAGCCAGAAUACUCCUCGACCACGUGGAGAGGAGAGAAACACCAGGUCUGAGCUCCAUCAUCUUGAUGGACCCGUUUGAGAAGGAGCUGAUGGAGAGAGGGAGUCGCUGUGGGGUUCGCAUCCAGACCAUGCAAGAGGUGGAGGACUGUGGCCUUGAGAGUCGACAUGUGCCUGUGCCCCCGCGACCAGAAGAUCUAUCAAUUGUCUGUUUUACUAGUGGCACUACAGGUAAAAGAAGAGGCGUUUUAAUCUUGAAAUGUUAG
Pelecanus crispus (Dalmatian pelican) is the source of this 903-nucleotide messenger RNA. NCBI's taxonomy places the organism in Eukaryota, Metazoa, Chordata, Aves, Pelecaniformes, Pelecanidae. The record is from RefSeq and is a predicted model, not a curated record.